This is a messenger RNA of Brassica oleracea var. oleracea, 1846 nucleotides long. RefSeq names its product MATE efflux family protein 7-like. Gene Ontology annotation, molecular function: antiporter activity; xenobiotic transmembrane transporter activity. Gene Ontology annotation, cellular component: membrane. Bases 179 to 1618 code for a protein of 479 amino acids. Gene Ontology annotation, biological process: xenobiotic detoxification by transmembrane export across the plasma membrane. The transcript is spliced from 7 exons. Lineage: Eukaryota; Viridiplantae; Streptophyta; Magnoliopsida; Brassicales; Brassicaceae. The record is from RefSeq and is a predicted model, not a curated record.
GCAUAUAAAAUUAUUUGUUUACUUGGUUUUGGAAAAAAAUAUUAGUUGAACGGAGACAUGAAGGCAAGCACACAACAUCAUCAACACCGCCUUGUUUGACACUUUCACCACAUAUAACUCGGUUUCAACAUUUUUUAAACACAAAUCUCUCUCUCUCUUUUUCUCUCUCCGGUUCGCCAUGGUGGACGCAGAGAGCAGCGCCAAGGAUAUCUUGCUACUGCCGGUAGACAGAGUUCAGGUAGUGACAUGGAGAAAUCUGCGAGACGGAUCAUUCACCGAAGAACUCAAACGUCUCAUCUCCUUCGCCACUCCUAUGGCUGCUGUCGUCAUCGCUCAGUUCAGUUUACAGAUCAUCUCUAUGGUUAUGGUUGGUCACCUCGGAAACCUCGCUCUCGCCAGCGCCUCCUUAGCUUCUUCCUUCUGCAACGUCACUGGCUUCAGCUUCAUCAUAGGAUUGUCAUGUGCCUUGGAUACUCUGAGCGGUCAAGCUUACGGAGCUAAACUCUACCGUAAACUAGGCGUUCAGACAUACACAGCUAUGUUCUGUCUCACACUAGUCUGUUUCCCUAUCUCUAUCGUAUGGUUCAACAUGGGGAAGCUUCUUGUUUUCCUUGGCCAAGACCACUCUAUUGCGCACGAAGCCGGCAGGUACGCCGCCUGGCUCAUCCCUGGUCUCUUCUCUUACGCUGUUCUACAGCCACUCACUCGCUACUUCCAAAACCAGAGCAUGAUCAGACCCCUCUUGAUCACCUCCUCUUUUGUGUUCUGUCUCCACGUUCCUCUCUGCUGGCUUUUGGUUUACAAGUCAGGGCUUGGUUUCCUUGGUGGAGCCUUGGCUAUGGGUUUGUCGAACUGGCUCUAUGCUAUUCUUCUUGGGUCUAUCAUGUACUUCUCCUCUUCUUGUUUUGAGACGCGUGCGCCUCUUACCAUGGAGAUAUUCAAUGGCGUUGGAGAGUUCUUUAGCUAUGCUCUUCCUUCUGCUGCUAUGGUUUGCCUAGAGUGGUGGUCAUAUGAACUCAUAAUAUUACUCUCUGGUCUCUUACCCAACCCAGAACUGGAAACUUCUGUGCUCUCUGUUUGUCUCCAAACAGUUGCUACAAUCUAUUCAAUACCACUUGCCAUCUCGGCUGCAGCAAGCACAAGAAUCUCAAACGAAUUAGGUGCUGGAAACUCAAGGGCGGCACAUAUUGUGGUCUACGCGGCAAUGUCUCUUGCAGUAGUGGAAUCAUUGGUAGUGAGUAUGUCUCUGUUAGUCGGAAGGAAUGUUUUCGGGUAUGUUUUCAGUAGUGACAAGGAAACAGUCGACUAUGUUGCAAAGAUGGCUCUGUUGGUCUCUAUCUCUAUCAUACUAGACGGUUCACAGGGUGUUCUCUCAGGUAUUGCAAGGGGAUGCGGAUGGCAACAUAUAGGGGCUUACAUCAAUUUAGGAUCUUUCUAUCUCUGGGGGAUACCCUUUGCAGCAACUUUAGCCUUCUGGGUUCAUCUGAAAGGUGUUGGCCUUUGGGUUGGAAUACAAGCUGGUGCCGUUCUACAAACUUUUCUGCUAGCUCUUGUCACUGGCUGCACAAACUGGGAACACCAGGCCUUUGAAGCAAGGAAGAGAAUGGCUUUAGCCUAAAGGUUAAGCCGCCGGCCCUAAGAGCAUCUAAAGAUUACAGGGACCAUGUUUUCCUCAAGUUUUACCAUUUUGGUAGCAGUUUGAUUGAUGUAUGUUACUUCAGGACUAGUGGUUGCUGCAAAAUAACGAGUCUUUGUUUGGUAACAAUACUUCAUUACGAGUGUACUUGUGAGGUCGUUUCAUUCAUCAACAUCAUAUCUUUUACUGGAAUCAGACGGUGUUCUUUCA